Onychostoma macrolepis is the source of this 750-nucleotide messenger RNA. It is a transcript of the gene cenps, whose product is annotated as centromere protein S. Gene Ontology annotation, molecular function: protein heterodimerization activity; chromatin binding. The record is from RefSeq and is a predicted model, not a curated record. The coding region runs from base 358 to 741 and encodes 127 amino acids. Gene Ontology annotation, cellular component: FANCM-MHF complex; Fanconi anaemia nuclear complex. The transcript has 5 exons. Lineage: Eukaryota; Metazoa; Chordata; Actinopteri; Cypriniformes; Cyprinidae. Gene Ontology annotation, biological process: replication fork processing; resolution of meiotic recombination intermediates.
UUUUGAUAAUUCAUGGCUCAAAUGUUGUGCAAUUGUGUCAACUAACCCCAACACAGCAAUGCUUUCCACAGUAGCCUAUUGAAUGCUUUACUUUUAAGGAAGCAACAAACGGAAAUAUUCACUUGUAACUUCCCCGUCUGACAUUAUCAUUUAAUGAAGACCUACCUAUAAAAGAAACAUUUUCUUAUUUCUAUAUUUUUCAUCUUGACUGACAUUCGCUCCACAUCAGUAGGAGGCGCUGAUGCGGCGAUAAUAAACACUGACGCCGUCACUACGACGCGAAGAACACACAAUUCGCGCAAUUUUUGUAAUGGCUAAAAGCACACAGUUGAGCUUCAGCUUAUUUACCUACUGAAAAUGGAUGAGGACGCGGCACAAAAACAGAGGCUUAAAGCUGCUGUGCACUACACUGUCGGCCGUCUCUGUCAAGAUAUCUCUGCAGACUGCGAGAAACAAAUCACCAAACAGACAAUAGCAGCUAUUGCAGAGACUGCGUUCAGACAGUGCGAUAUAUUUGCCAAGGACUUAGAAGCGUUUGCGAGGCAUGCUAAAAGACACACAGUUACAGUGGAUGAUGUGAAGCUAACAGCGAGGAGAACCACUGCAUUGUACAACUACAUUCAGCAGAAAAGUGAAGAACUGGCUUUAAACAACCAAGAACUGAAGGAGAAGAGGAAGAAGAAUGCUGCCAAGAGGAAGAGUAAAGACAUGGAAGUGGAGGAGAAUGAGCUUGAAGACUAAAAAAUAAAU